AUGCCUAUCUCGCACUUCUCAAUUGUCCUCACAGCCAACAACUCGACUAGCAACACAGAUCUAAUGAAAGAUUUGCAACUCCAUGCUUCAUCAUCGUCAGCAUUCUGUUCAUCGCCACAGCUCAAACGAGUUGGGUGGAGCUCUACAAGGGUGCAGACUACAAGCACAGGCUUUCAAGGCGACCAGUGCUACAGCUUCGCACGCAAGAAGCUGAAUGACGCCGUCACGUCUGCCAAGUGGGGCGGACUGACUGAGAAGAUGGUCGACGGCGGCGACGCAAUGAUCGCGUUCUACACGGACCGAGACUGCCUGGAGCGCAACGUCUGGUGGCGGUCUAAGACGCAGAGCGACGACAACCUCUAUUUCCCCUCGAACUUCCGGCUGGAUGGGAUCAACGACGAGGUUUCGUCCUUCAUGGUCUGGCACAAAAGUACGAAGAAGGUUGGGAACGGCAGGCGGGAUAUCUGUGCGACCGAGUCCGGUGAAAUCGUUGCUGCGACUAUCAACAACAGCGCAUCUGGAAGCGGAAGUGGCGCUUUUGACAAUGGCACAAUCGCUGCUUUGGCUUAG
Molecule: messenger RNA, 570 nt
Organism: Phytophthora sojae
Lineage: Eukaryota; Oomycota; Peronosporomycetes; Peronosporales; Peronosporaceae
Exons: 1
Coding region: 1-570 (189 amino acids)
Source: RefSeq, a predicted model, not a curated record